GCGCGCUCAAUCUCGCCUGCGCCGUCCUUCCGUCCGACGCUCGGCCACUUAGACGCCCACUCCCGAUUCCGCCAGCCUCCCAGACCUCAUGGCGGACCCGCGCGCGGCGCGCGGCGUGUCCACGUCCUCGGAGGAGGACGAGUCGCUCAGUCCGCAGGAUUUCGUGCACCGGCAGAUGGAGAAGAUGCGCAGCCUGGACGAGCGCGAGAACAUGUCGUUCCUGUCGCACCAGAGCCGCAGCAGCAACCACAGCGGCACGAGCGAGCUGUCGGCCAACAUGACGGUCUACGAGAAGCUGCAGGCGCUCGCGCUGGCCGAGAAUAUCAAGUUAGACGGGUCCGGCAACACCGACCGAACCGGUAGCAACGUUAAAGAAGAAGGAGGAGGAGAGGGAGAGGAAGACGAAGAUGACGAUGAAGACGACGACGACGAUACGUACGAAAUAUCGUGGGACGGAGGUCCUCUGGGACUUUUAUUCAAGGCCAACGCCAAUGGGCAGCCGGUUAUCCGACGAGUUAAUAAGAAGGGGGCAGCUACUGGGCUGCAGUACGCACGGGCGGGUGACGUGCUGCUGGCUCUUAACGGGGUCAGUGUGUCUGCUACGCCCUUUAGUGAGGUGAUCGAGAAGCUCAAGAACCCGGAAUUCCCCAUCAAAUUGGACUUCCGGCCGCUAAAACUGAGUGACUUGGCGUCCGAGGCGUCCGCAGCGACUACUAAGUGGGGAUUGCCCAAUUCAGGCUCGGUUCAUAGUAGUGACGCCACGUCGGCCUUCUGUGGCUCUCCGGUGAACUCUACGGCGACUGUGGACAUGAGGAGCAACCGAGGGGCUGCGUGGGGGGAGUCGUCCCCGACCUUCUCGAACCCAGCGCCCGCGGAGGAGCCGACAGAUGUGGAGUACGAUGUCGUGUGGAGUGAAGGACCGCUCGGGUGCGAACUUAAGCAGCGCAAUGGACUCCCGGCGGUCAAGUCCGUGACCGGGACGGGGGUCACCCCCAGUGUGGCUCAGAUUGAGGCGGGGGAUAUACUGGUGAGCAUCAACGGGUUACGCACGGAAGAGAUCGGGUUCAAGAGUACGGUGACGCUCAUGAUGCGCGCGGCCAAGCCGGUGUAUUUGAGGUUCCACAGAGGAGGGGCGAGACAGCCGCCGUCGACUGGCAACAGCUUCAGUGAACUCCCUCCGAGCUACAGAGGAGCGGAUGACGGCGUAGCGCUGGACCCCAGGCAGUACACGAUUAUGUGGCGUGACGGCCCGUUGGGUAUUCAGAUCCGCACGUCCAGCAAGGGCCGCGUGGUUGUGGCGCGACUUACAGGUGCUGGCGCCCCCAAUGUCAACGACACAGUGACGCCCGGCGACAUUUUCGUGCGUAUUGCAGGGGUGGAUGUCGACUCGUUGGGUAUUGCUGGAGCUUUUGAACUAUUAAAGACGGUGCAGAAGCCGGUAGUGCUCGUCUUCCAGCGGCGCGGACGCAGUCCAGGUCACGGCCAUCGCUCUCACUCACGCGACAGACCUGCUGGGCUACCUACACCAGCCCCAGCACCCGUACCGUCGUCUUCUGCAGUGCCGUCGUUCAGGAAAUUGCGCGAGGAGGAAGCGGCGGCCGCUGCUGCAGCAGCAGGACGUCCACCGCUAGGCCGAGUAAGCAGCGGAGGGUACAGUCCAAGAAGCAAAAGCCGCGGAGGAUCUGUGAGGCAGCUUUCAAGUGGCCACUCGCACGAAUUUGAGAACUAUGCAGCAUCAGACGACGGCACCAGCAUGCACAGCUACGACUACCUGGAUUCGCCUCGAUCAAACGCGUCUCAUCCGAAGCAGUUCAACAACUCUCAGAACGAUGACGGCGACAAUGGGUUACCCGGCUACACCGACCUGCCGCCUCCUCCGUUCCCCGGUGGCGUGUCCCCCGCGGCCCCUCCUCCUGCAGGCCUCGGAAUCGAAGACUAUUCAGAGGAAGAUAGUUUUCCGCCUGAGGCUCGGGAUGAGAGCCCGUCUCUCACAGGACUGCCUCCUCCUCCGUCGUAUAUGGACGUAUUCACGGCCUCUGGACGAGCAAAGGACCCGAUCACAGUGGCCCCUGCCUCUGCUCGCAGCAAUCUCCCGGGCAUUCCCGACGAUGAAGACGGCGGUUAUUACGGUGAAGGUGGCGGUCACGUCGAACGCCCGCCUCCGUUCGAAGCCCACAGCGAUGACCCCCUGCCGCCCCCGCCUGUGUAUUCUGACUCCGCGCUGGCCCCUGCUGAAGAAACCCCUAGUCUUCUAGGCCAGCCCAGCCGACUGCAGGAGCUUCGACGCCAGUACAUUGAGUCGGAGCGAGAGCGGAACAUGCUCCAGAACGGCGCUGCCACGAUGGUGAGUACGUACUCGGACAUCGACGACUCGGGGCUCGUGGUGCGUCGUAAACCGCAGCCUUCGUACGGAGACGACGCGUUGGACGUUGGAGCACAAGCGCCUCAGUUGCCUCUACCAGAGCUUUGGGUGCGCUGGAGCGAUGGACCGCUGGGCAUCACGUUCAAGCGCAAGAACGGCCAGAUCGUGGUGUCUCGCCUCACGGGCUCGGGCUAUUCGCCUGGCCUGACGCAGCUUCGUCCGGGUGACUGGCUCGUAUCGUUCAACAACCAGUCGACUCGCAACCUUCGACUUGGAGAGACUAUGGAACUGCUCAAGCGUUCGCCCAAGCCGGUGGACAUGUGCUUUAUCGUGCAGUGA
Messenger RNA from Phytophthora sojae, 2701 nucleotides. RefSeq lists its product as hypothetical. Lineage: Eukaryota; Oomycota; Peronosporomycetes; Peronosporales; Peronosporaceae. The record is from RefSeq and is a predicted model, not a curated record. The transcript has a single exon. Bases 89 to 2701 code for a protein of 870 amino acids. Gene Ontology annotation, molecular function: protein binding.